Messenger RNA from Penaeus vannamei (Pacific white shrimp), 1323 nucleotides. Lineage: Eukaryota; Metazoa; Arthropoda; Malacostraca; Decapoda; Penaeidae. The record is from RefSeq and is a predicted model, not a curated record.
AUGUCCCACUCCGGAGGGCACGGCCGGAGGGACCCCAAGACCCUGACGGGGCUGGCCAAGCGGUCCGGCGCCGUGUCCCACAUCGCCAAGUCCUUCGAGAACGCCGACAAGGGCGCCGCGAAGGAGGCGCCGCAGGCGGGCUGGGCGGAGCUGGCGCGGAGGGAGGCCGCGGCGGACGCCCUCGCCGGCUCGGGCUUCCUGCUCAACAGGAGCGUCCCGGGCGCCAGCUCGACCCGCUCCUCCAUGCGCCAGCAGCCGCCGCCCGUGCCGCAGCGCCCGCAGCACCACCACCGGCAGCAGCACCACGCCCACGAGCACCGGCAGCAGGUGCAGCAGAUGCACGGCGGCGGCGGCGGCAAGCCAGCGCAGACCCUGGUGAGGGUCCACCAGGCGCAGCGCGGGAGCCACAGGGACUCGUACCGGGAGCCGCGCGACGCGCUGCACCUGCCGCGGCCCACCUUCUCGCCGCGCCCCGUUCUUCACGACGGCGACGACGACGACGACAACGACAACGAGCACGAGGGCUACAACGAGCCGCGCGACGAGCGGGCGCCGGACGCGAGCCCGCUGAAGGCGCGCGUCAACAGCCAGGGGCGCCUGUACUUCGGCUCCAGCAUCAGGAUCCACAACGGCGCCUUCGAGAAGCAGAGCAACCUCGCCGCCGCCAACAACCUCAUGAGCGCCACGCCGAAGCUGGUGCGCGGCCCGACGCUGGGCGAGCUGCUGCACCGGGGGGACGCCGCCACCUCCUCCAGCAGGUCCUACGGCGUCCCCAACCCGCGGGAUCCCGACGCCUCGCAGAGGUUCGGCCCGAGAGCGGCCGACGCGGGCGACGCCUCGGCGCUCGAGGCUCCCCGCAGCAGGUCCUUCUCGGAGCAGAACCUGUCGCCGUCCCGCAGGAGCACCGCCAACGUCUCGCAGCUGAGCGCCAAGGGCCUCGGCAGCGAGCUCGGCGCCCCCGCCCGCGCCCGCCCCGUGGUGGGCAAGCCGCCCACGCCCGUGCCGCAGCGCUCCGCCCGCAUCGUCAACUCGCGCAGACAGUCGUUCAGACAGACGAACAUCAACCGCGAAGGAAGGAACAGUGUGAGAAACAAUAAUCAACAAAGUACAACACAAAACGGAUCGCUAAGAAACAUUCCGGACGCUGUAAAUAGAAAUAUCAAUCACCCGGAACACACGUACGACCUAGAUGUUGUAGAAAACGGGAAUAGUUGCUCGUUGAGCCGGACCAACGAAAAUGGGAAACCAAAAAGUUCAAAGAAUACAGGUAAGACUUAUCUAAAUCCGUCCCGUAUCCAGCGUGAACCGAUGGAAGUCGAAUAG